Molecule: messenger RNA, 1783 nt
Organism: Conger conger (European conger)
Lineage: Eukaryota; Metazoa; Chordata; Actinopteri; Anguilliformes; Congridae
Product: butyrophilin subfamily 1 member A1-like
Exons: 6
Coding region: 10-888 (292 amino acids)
Source: RefSeq, a predicted model, not a curated record
AGAGCGGUAAUGCCUUUUUACGUCUUUAAGAAUCGACAAAGAUUUUCUACGACAGAGAUAAAGGCUGAUUGGUCAGUGUGCCUGUAUUUGAUUCUCCUGAUCCUUCACCUGACUUCUGUCUCCAGAUCAGAGAUGCUCCAGCUUCUGGGUCCAGCUGGUCCUGUCAUUGCUGUAGUUGGUGAAGAUGUUGUCCUGCCCACUCACCUCAAACCCAACAUAAGUGCAGAGGAUAUGCGCAUAGAGUGGUUCAGAACGCAGAACAGAGACCCACUGGUGCAUCUCUACCUUCUGGGAGAGAGCAGGAAUGAGUCCCAGAACCCAUCGUACAGCGGAAGGACAGCACUCUUCCCUGAGGAACUGAGGAAGGGCAAUACGUCUCUGAGGCUGAGCAGGGUCCAGGUCUCUGAUGAGGGGCAGUACUCAUGUUACAUUCAGUCCAAGUCUGACAAUAAUUACCGCAUCAUGGUGUCACUGGAAGUAAGAGCUGUAGGAACUGAGCCAGUGAUCUUCAGGGAAGCAGAUGAAGAAGGGGAGGUUGGCCUGCUGUGUGAAUCUAAAGGCUGGUAUCCUCAGCCUGACCUCAUCUGGCAGGACAGUGAGGGUCACAAUCUCACCACUGAGAAACCUGAGAUACUCAGGGACAGCCUGGGCCUCAUUGUCAUAAGAACACGUGUCGUCAUAAAGAGAGAAGGCAGCAGCACAUUCACCUGUCGAGUUCUGCAGCAGAAGCUCAAUGAUGAAAAGGUGACAGAGUUUUACCUCCAUGAUGAGUGUCAAAGCCGUCCAUGGAGAGUUGCCUUUGCUGUCACUAUGACUGCACUUAUUCUCUUGGGCAUCGUCCAGUGUGUGUUCAUCUAUCGUUUGAAGAAAGGCCUUCAGCAUCCAUGAUGGAGUCUGAACACUGCAGUGUUGAAAAUGAACCAUAAACCUGACUCCUGACCCUAAACCUAACCCUAACCUGAUCCUGACUGUUACCCAGUGGUCUUUAAACUGUUUCAAAUGAAAGGUCAAUGGUGGUUGAAGCCCCGGUGUAGCCACAAUAAGAUUCAUGCAGAUGUUGGGCCCUUGAGCAAUUUCUUAUAGGCCAUGUAAGGCUUUGGGUAAGAUAAGUUGUUUAUUCCUGUUUUCACAAUUUGUUGUUGAAAUUAUAUAUUCAUGUGAUUAUUUAAUUAUUAGUUGCUCAUCAUAUUAUUCAUUGCUUAUCCUUUACUAAUUUCUUAUACUGUUAUUGAUUGCUUAUACUGGAGUGAUCCAGAACAUACACACUUUUUAAAGUAUGUAUAACUUGCUCUGUAUUAAUGGAAACUAUUUUCUGUAAACUGUGUGAGUUGAGAUGUCUCUUUUCCUUCUCUGCCCUGCGGGCUUUGAGGGCCACAAGGCACCACGAGGCAUAGAAACAGCAUGGUAUCUGUUUAUUUGAGAAGGAGCUGGUGCCUGUGAUUCUCACAGAUCAUCAACAUUCUGCGUCGACAGAGUGUUGAUCUGGGAGUAUCUCUCCCUGGAGACUGGGAGUAUCUCUCCCUGGAGACAGGGAACCUAAACAAGAUAAGCGAGGGCCCUUCGGAAUGAUCCCAAAACAUACAUUCACGUGGACAGAUACCUUAAGGGAGGAGAAAGUUAAGAAACAUCUGUUGCAAGGAGAAGAGGGGUGGAUUGUCUUUGAAUAUUGAUUAUUGGAAAUACUAACGAAUACUAAUGAAGGGGCGUACAUUUGUUGCGCUCUGUGCCUACAUAUAUCCAGACAAAGGUCUUGGAACCUUUGUCCUUGUUUUUGCAUGUAAGU